AUGUCUAUGUCCUUCAUAGUCUAUGCGGUUUUUGCUAUAGUCUUUGAUCGAGCACGGCCUAGAGCAGACGCAACCGCUAAGGGACUGACGUUUCUUGCCUUAGCCGCUGCAUUCGCACAACAAUUAUUCCUCUUCCAUCUUCACUCUGUCGACAACAAGAGCAUGGAAGGACAAUACCAUUUGCUCUUCCAGUUUGUCAUAUUCGUUUCUCUAAUUACCACUCUAACGGGUAUUGCAAUGCCCAAGAGUUUUAUCAAAAACAUCACCAAAUGGUUAGGUGUUCUAGCCAGGAGGCUCUACAUAGGGCUAAGUCACUGA
Molecule: messenger RNA, 318 nt
Organism: Thlaspi arvense
Lineage: Eukaryota; Viridiplantae; Streptophyta; Magnoliopsida; Brassicales; Brassicaceae
Source: the annotation of a GenBank genome assembly